This is a messenger RNA of Amphiprion ocellaris (clown anemonefish), 1686 nucleotides long. It is a transcript of the gene bag1, whose product is annotated as BCL2 associated athanogene 1. Gene Ontology annotation, cellular component: membrane; cytoplasm; cytosol. Gene Ontology annotation, biological process: protein stabilization. NCBI's taxonomy places the organism in Eukaryota, Metazoa, Chordata, Actinopteri, Pomacentridae. Gene Ontology annotation, molecular function: adenyl-nucleotide exchange factor activity; protein-folding chaperone binding. The coding region runs from base 86 to 709 and encodes 207 amino acids. The transcript has 7 exons. The record is from RefSeq and is a predicted model, not a curated record.
CCCGGAAGUAGUUAGCAUCCGCAACAAUUAGCAGGGGUUAGCUUUGUGGUUCAUGUUGUGAAUAAAGGACGCUUUAUAUAGCAGAAUGUCAGAGCAAAGGAUAACUGUGACAGUCGCUUACGGAUCCACUAAACACAGCAUCACACUAACAGGCCAAGAUGAUGGCAAGGGUCCUAAUGUUAAAGACCUGUCAGAUGCUCUCACUCAGGCCACUGGAGUCCCAUCCGCCUCACAGAAGCUCAUCUUUAAAGGGAAGUCACUCAAAGACAUGGAGGAGAGCCUAUCUAGCUAUGGAGUCAAAGAAGGCAGCAAACUCAUGAUGAUUGGAAAGCGGAACAGUCCCGAGGAAGAAGCUGAACUGAAGAAGCUAAAAGACAUCGAGAAGUCUGUGGAACAGACAGCUAAAAAGCUUGAGAAGGUAGAUGGGGAGCUGACUGGACUAAAAAAUGGCUUCCUGGCCAAAGACCUUCAAGCAGAGGCGCUGGGCAAAUUAGACCAUAGAGUGAAAAUAGCAGCUGAGCAGUUUAUGAAGAUCCUGGAGCAGAUAGAUGCUAUGAGUGUCCCAGAAAAUUUUAGUGACUGCAAAAUGAAGAAAAAGGGACUUGUAAAGACAGUGCAGGAUUUCCUUGCCCAGUGCGACAAGAUCGAGGCUUGUAUAUCAGACCACCUAUCAAAGAUCCAGUCGAAAAACCUUGCCCUGGCAGAGUAGUGAAGUCUCCCAUAUCAUGUGCUAUAUAUUGCUCUGUGAGCAAUUUCCAAGUAUACAGAGAGCUUCAAGUGUGAAGCACAUCCUGCUUUAUUUAUUGUUGGUGUGAUGUGUAGGACAGUCUUCAUCACAAGGGAUUCUGUGAAAAGAAGGAUGCUGGCAACACACUGUCUGGGUUAGAGACAGAUAUGUAAUGUUGUCUGACACUCUUUGAAAAGAUCAGAGGUGCUUUGAACUGCAGCAGAUUAUGUAGAUCCUUCAGAGCAUCCAAACCUAAUGGUGAAGAGAAUUGCCAAAGCCAAAUGCCUAUGAAAAAAAUCACCCGUGUGUCACCUGCUAUUCCUCAAACUAUACAAUAACAGAGAGAACAUGUUUUUCUCUGUGUACCAAUUACAGCGUGCGCCUUAUGGCCCAAAGUAUAUGGACACCCCAACAUUGUACCCAUGUUGAAAUUCCAUAAUAACACAGAUUAUUCUACAUUAAUAGCUGCAUCCACUCUUUGGGAAUGCUAUUUUCAAGAAUAGGGUUUGAGGGAAGGGACCUACUCCAAAGUAGGACUGAAAUUGUAUUUUAUUGUCACUUUUCUUCAUAUCAUAAAUGCUUAUCUUUUGAUUUUAGAGUGCCAGUCCCACAACAGCAAUGUGGUGGCAUUAGGAAUUAUGUGUCAUGUGCAUUUCUCUUAAUAUGAUUACAUUUCAUUGACCAAAGAAUAAAAUGAUUGAUGAAACGGUUGUUUGUUGUAGCCCCAGCCCAUAAAGUAAAAUGGACUGAGGACAACACAGUGCUGUCAACAUACUUUUGGUCAUAUGAUGUAUGCAUUUAUUAUUCUACCUUAUGAAAAACUUGAGUUAAAUCUAGCAUCUGACCCCAUGUGAUAAUGUGUCUUUUGUGGAACUGUAAUUGCUUUAAACCAUCAUUCAGUCUGACACAUCACAUCCACUUUCCUUUGUUUUAAAAUAAACCUUUUUGAAAAAUGAAAA